GGCUCAAUAGUUGUGGUGCAGGGCUUAUUGGCUCCGCGGUACGUGGAAUCUUCCUGGACCAGGGAUUGAACUUGUGUCUCCUGUAUUGGCAGGUGGAUUCUUCAUCACUGAACCACCAAGGAAGUCAGUAUUCUCUUUUGAAGUUGGUCUGGGACAUCUGUUUCUUGAGUAGGAAACAGGUCCCCUCAUUGCUGAAGUUCCUUGAGAAACAGCCCAGAGGAACCUUUAUUGAUCUUAUGGGCUGUGUCUUCCUCCCUGGCCCACCCAGAUAACUGUUGCUGCCCCUCAGCUCCCAAGAGGCAGUUCAGAUCCUCCGUGCCCUCCACCCCUCAUCAAUGGCCGGCUGCAAAGAAGUGAGAGACCACAUUUAGAGCCAAGCUCCUGCCCGAACACUCAGAGAACCUGCUGCUCCAGGGCUGGGUGGCUCCUUCGUAUGCCACCAAGAGCCACACCAACACCAGGCUGGAGCCACAUUCUGUGCACAGAAGGUUUUGAUUUCUCAGCCACUUUAGGCUUCAGAGAUACUGGUCUUGCGCCUGCCAGGUCUCUCAUCUCUGGUCUUGACGCCCCAGUCCCUUCCGGAUUCAAGGCAAUGUUGCCUCCAAACAAGGCCCAGGUGCUGCUACGGAACACAGAGUCCCCUGGACGGCCCCCUCAGGGCCCCUCACAAACUGAAGACUCCCUUUUCUAUAACCUACAACCUCAGCCUCGCCAACAAUCACUCCGCUCCACCCAGCCAUCUUGCUCUCCUCCCCCACGGUCCCACUCUGCGGGCUCCCAUCUCUACUCUUCUGACUCAAAUUCGGACUUUGUCCUACAUCCCUAUUCUUCUUCUCUCUCAAAUUCCCCCACUUUCUUUCAUCAGAAUUGCCUCUCUCUCUCCCCUCCCUGUUCUUCCUCGCCUUCCCGCCGGCUGUACCCCUCUGCUACCCUCACUCACUCCUCGCCCUCUCAGCCACAGAACUCCUCUUUCCCCCACUCACCUUGCCAGUCACCUUUCCACCUCGAAGAUCUACCUACCUCCACCCUUACGUCCCCGAGCCCCAGCCCACCUUCUCGUGGGGUCCACUCUAACAGCCAGGCAUGGCACUCGCAUCAGUACAGGAACACCAGGUCCCCUGGGGCGGAGGGGGUAUGCGUGGCAAGCGGGAAGGACCCUGCAGAGUUCAAGGACCCAGGAGCCCUGGCCCAAGCCCUGGUGCUCCGUCUGGGGCACCGUCGUAUCGCCCACGACCUGCAACUACUGCUUUUGCAGCGCCUGUGGCUAGGCCAAACCGACAAGGCCCCGGUCGUGGAGUACCCUGUAUGCCUGGUGUGUCUCCAGCUCCGCACCCCCUCUUGCCCCAUCCCCAGGUACAGGACUGGACCCAGGCUGCUUGCUUUCCCCCAGCUGCUGCCCUGUGCCCAGGGCAAGGAAUCUGGACCACUCCGCAUGGGCAUUGGCUUUGGCCUCCGCCUGCCUCAGGGCCAGGCCAAGGCUCUACAUCUGCUGCCAAAAAGAAGGCCGGAGGAAGCAGGGCCUCAGGCCAAGGCUGCUCGGGCCAGUGGGUGUCAAGCCCAGGUAGCUCAAGCCCCAGCAGCUCCGGCCAAGGCAGAUCUAGGGGCAGGCACCCUCUCCCAGAACGGGAGCCUCAGGUCUGUAGACCGCCAGUCACUAAACUCCACGCGCCAUUCAGAGUUUCUAAUUCAGGCACCAAAACAGGCUACGGUCCACUUGAAGCCCAGGCCUUCCUCUGCCCCAAAGAGACCUGCCUCUCUAGGGCCCAUUCCCCAAAAGUCACCACUCUAGUUCCAGAGCCACGGAGGCCCCCUGGAGCACCUCUUCUGAAUCCUACCAGCUCUGCUCGGCUCCAGACCUCAGGGAGCCCCCGAGACACUCUGAAGGGCUGGCUGGCUGGAGGUCAGGUGUGUUCUCCAGUCCUGAACCCUGGGAGCCCCUUGUGGAGUCUGCUUUCUCCUGGCUGAAGAGGACCAAGGGCAUCUGAGGCCCCCCACUCAGCCUUCUGUGUAUCCAAUUAAAAAAAAAAAAAGCCUGACCCUGCAAAACUUGUGUUUGCGUCUUGCUGAGCAGAUACUGUGGGUGGCUGUACCUGCAGGGUGACCAGAACCCAACAAGGGGUGCAGGAGAGUCAAAGUUAACAGAAUGGUCAAGGACAGUGCAUGCGGUAUAUCUGAAGAGAUCAAGGGACCCACAAGACCUGAGCAACUGAGAGGUGCAGAAGGCUCUGCCAGGCCCUUCAAACAUUUAACUCAAUUUGAUGGGACAGUCAAUGGCAUCCCCAGAGAUGAAGCCAUUGGGCCCCUUCCUCUGGUUACACUUCAGAUUAACAAAGACUCAUGCUGAUGUCGCCAGGGGAGCAGCAGACGGUGUUUCCUUGAAGGGAAGGGCAGGCCUAGGGUUCACUGCAGAGAAACAGGGAAUCCCCACAUUGGAUGG
Molecule: messenger RNA, 2437 nt
Organism: Bubalus bubalis (water buffalo)
Lineage: Eukaryota; Metazoa; Chordata; Mammalia; Artiodactyla; Bovidae
Gene: PRR30
Product: proline rich 30
Exons: 3
Coding region: 434-1789 (451 amino acids)
Source: RefSeq, a predicted model, not a curated record